AUGGGGAGUAGGAAUAACACAAAUGUGCUGGACUUCAUCCUUAUGGGAUUGACAGAUUAUGAAGACAUCCAGUGGGUCCUCGUUAUGCUAUUUCUCCUGAUAUAUCUAAUAACUGUGCUGGGAAAUGCAGGGAUGAUACUGAUAAUUCACCUGGAUCUCCUGCUUCACACACCCAUGUACUUUUUCCUCAGUCACCUGUCAUUCAUUGACCUCAGUUACUCAACAGUCAUCAUCCCUAAAACCUUAGAGAAUUUACUGACUUCCAACAAGUAUAUUUCAUUCACAGGCUGCUUCACCCAGAUAUCUUUUUUUUUCUUCUUGCUUGUCACUGAAUUUUUCCUUCUCUCUUCAAUGGCCUAUGACCGCUAUGUAGCUAUCUGUAACCCUCUAAACUACCAGGUUGUUAUGUCCACGAGACUCUGCCACGCCCUCAUCACUGGGUCCUACAUUAUGGUUUUUUUUGAAUCAUUAGUUAUUGUUCUUUACAUGAAAAGCUUGCGUUUCUGCAAAUCCAAUGUUAUCUAUCACUUUUUCUGUGACUUAAUGCCAAUGUUAGUCCUGUCCUGCACUAACACUCAUGACACUGAAAUCAUGAUAUUCGUUCUCGCUGCUUUAAACGUAGUGAUGUCUCUUAUCACAAUCUCUAUAUCCUACAGAUCCAUUCUGUCUACUAUCCUGAAAAUUAAUUCUACUUCAGGAAAGCACAAAGCCUUCUCUACUUGUGCCUCCCACCUCCUGGGAAUCACUGUCUUUUACAUCACUACAGUUUUUACUUAUUUAAAACCAAAGCUGUCCUACUCCUUGGGAAAGGAUCAAGAGGCCUCUGUGUUUUAUACUAUGGUGGUGCCCAUGCUGAAUCCAUUCAUUUAUAGUCUUAGGAACAAAGAAGUGAAAAAUGCUCUCAUUAGAUUAAUGCAGAAGAGAGACAGCUCCAGGCAAUUGAAAUGA
Choloepus didactylus (southern two-toed sloth) is the source of this 948-nucleotide messenger RNA. RefSeq names its product olfactory receptor 8H1-like. Gene Ontology annotation, molecular function: odorant binding; G protein-coupled receptor activity; olfactory receptor activity. The transcript has a single exon. The record is from RefSeq and is a predicted model, not a curated record. The coding region runs from base 1 to 948 and encodes 315 amino acids. Gene Ontology annotation, cellular component: membrane. NCBI's taxonomy places the organism in Eukaryota, Metazoa, Chordata, Mammalia, Pilosa, Megalonychidae. Gene Ontology annotation, biological process: G protein-coupled receptor signaling pathway; sensory perception of smell.